Culicoides brevitarsis is the source of this 2239-nucleotide messenger RNA. RefSeq names its product amidophosphoribosyltransferase-like. NCBI's taxonomy places the organism in Eukaryota, Metazoa, Arthropoda, Insecta, Diptera, Ceratopogonidae. The record is from RefSeq and is a predicted model, not a curated record. Gene Ontology annotation, molecular function: amidophosphoribosyltransferase activity. The transcript has 5 exons. The coding region runs from base 161 to 1828 and encodes 555 amino acids. Gene Ontology annotation, biological process: purine nucleotide biosynthetic process; purine nucleobase biosynthetic process.
UCGAUUUAAAGUCAUUCAGGAGCUCGUCGUGGCUAGUGGUUGAUUUGUACUGCGAAUAAAUCGAAUAAAAUAUCAAUUAAAAAAAGAGUGAAAAGUGUAAUUCAACGAAAAAUCUCAAUUUUAUAGAUUAUUGUUUAAAGUGAAAAGCAAAUAUAUUAACAUGGAUUCGUGCAACAAGUGUCCCGCAAGUGGAUGUUCCUCAACUGAAAACUCGUCGUUGGCUGAAAAGAAAUUCGAAAUUAAGGGAAAACGGUUUGGGCGAGGUGCCGUUCAGUCGGGACUUACGCACGAAUGUGGCGUUUUCGGUGCCAUCGGUACAGGUGAAUGGCCUACGGAGCUAGAUAUUGCGCAAUCUAUCACGCUGGGCUUGGUGGCCUUGCAACAUCGUGGACAGGAAUCCGCGGGAAUUGUCACGUCAGAGGGAAAAUGCGCGAAACACUUUAACGUGCACAAAGGCAUGGGAAUGAUCAACAAUAUUUUCAACGAGGAAGCCAUCCGGAAGUUGAAGGGAAAUUUGGGAAUUGGUCACACGCGUUAUUCGACGUCGGCGGCAUCGGAAGAGGUCAAUUGUCAACCCUUUGUGGUCCAUACGGCACAUGGAGUACUUGCUCUUGCGCACAACGGAGAGUUGGUGAACUGUGAAAGUUUGAGAAAACAGGUACUUGCACGUGGAGUCGGCUUAUCAACUCACAGCGACUCAGAAUUGAUAACGCAAGCGUUAUGUUUGAAUCCACCAGAAGGAGAAGUAAAUGGACCAGAUUGGCCUGCACGCAUUCGUCAUCUUAUGACGCUCGCUCCCUUAUCGUAUUCCUUGGUAAUCAUGUUGAAGGACAGAAUUUACGGCGUUCGUGACCCCUACGGAAAUCGUCCUUUGUGCUUGGGAAAAAUCGUGCCUCUGAAGAAAUCCGGCAAAUAUUCCAACGGCACAUCGCACACAAAUGGCAGCUCGAAUGGGCAUCAAAACGGUCAAAAUGGACACGACAUUAACGAUGACGAUGCCGAAGGUUGGGUCGUUUCGAGCGAAAGUUGCGGCUUUUUGUCGAUUGGCGCUCGUUACGUUCGCGAAGUUUUGCCCGGAGAAAUUAUCGAAAUGACACGAGAUGGCGUUCGCACUGUUGACAUCGUUGAACGUCCCGAGAACAAAAAACAAGCUUUCUGCAUUUUCGAGUACGUUUAUUUCGCACGCAGUGACAGCAUCUUCGAGGGACAAAUGGUUUACUCGGUUCGCAUGAAUUGCGGUCGGCAGUUGGCACGUGAAGCUCUCGUCGAUGCCGAUAUCGUUAGUUCCGUGCCGGAAUCAGGAACUGCAGCAGCUCAUGGAUAUGCGCGUGAAAGUGGAUUGCCCUUCGCGGAAGUUUUGUGCAAAAAUCGGUAUGUGGGACGUACCUUCAUUCAGCCGUCAGCGCGUUUGAGACAACUUGGCGUCGCGAAAAAGUUCGGAGCUUUGUCGGAAAAUGUCGAGGGAAAGCGUUUAAUUUUGAUUGAUGACUCGAUCGUUAGAGGAAACACAAUUGGACCGAUUAUUAAGUUGCUGCGAGAUGCCGGAGCACGAGAAGUUCACAUUCGUAUUGCCAGUCCGCCACUUUUGUAUCCUUGCUACAUGGGUAUUAAUAUUCCGACGAGACAGGAACUCAUCGCUAAUCGACUUGAUAACAAACAACUAGCGGAAUAUGUUGGUGCCGACAGUUUAGAAUAUCUCAGUGUCGAUGGUCUCGUAAAAGCCGUCCAGCAAAACAUGAAGAUCAAAGAUGCAUCGCAAGCUGGUCAUUGCACAGCCUGUCUCACCGGCGAAUAUCCCGGAGGUCUUCCAGAGGACUUGGAUUGGUAGAAAAGCGAAAAUUAAUAUUUAAAAAAAAAUCAAAUGCAAUCAAAAAAUUAUGUUUAAUUAUUAUUUUAUAUUAUUAGAAGUAGUUUUCUUUUAUUAAGUUUAAGGGAAUCUCUGAAUCUUGAAAUUUAUUCGACAAAAAAAAACCGAGUAAAUGCUCUUUAAUUGUAUAAUUUUUUAUACCAAUCUAAAAAAAAACGUUGUAAGAAGUAAUAAAAUAAAUUUAUUUAAUAAAAUAAUUUUUUUUCAUCGUCUAACCUUGUCGGGCAGCUUGGAGAUAAGAGUGAAAUAAAAAGAUGAGAGAUAUUAUAAAUAAACAUGAAGCUUAUGACGAAGUACGAUCAGGGAUGAAAAAAUUUUUUUUUUUUUUUUUUUUUUUUUUGAAAAAAUUGAGUUUACAUUUUUAAAUAAUUU